GGCCGGGCCCUCCUGGGGGUCUCGGUGGGGGCAGAGCCACGCGGGAGCCACACCCCGAACCCGACGGCGCCCCCCUCGGUGAGCUCUCCUGGUCGUCCUCCCUGGCCGUGGUGGCCGUGUCCUUCUCCGGCCUCUUCACAGUCAUCGUCCUCAUGCUGGCCUGCCUGUGCUGCAAGAAGGGUGGCAUCGGCUUCAAGGAGUUUGAGAAUGCCGAGGGGGACGAGUAUGCGGCCGACUUUGCAGCCCAGGGCUCCCCAGCCGCCGCCGCCCAGAACGGGCCCGACGUGUACGUCCUGCCGCUCACCGAGGUCUCCCUGCCCAUGGCCAAGCAGCCUGGCCGCUCAGUCCAGCUCCUCAAGUCCGCAGACCUGGGUCGGCACAGCCUCCUGUACCUGAAGGAGAUCGGCCACGGCUGGUUCGGGAAGGUGUUCCUGGGGGAGGUGCACUCGGGCGUGAGCGGCACGCAGGUGGUGGUGAAGGAGCUGAAGGCCAGCGCCAGCGUGCAGGAGCAGAUGCAGUUUCUGGAGGAGGCCCAGCCCUACAGGGCUCUGCAGCACAGCAACCUGCUCCAGUGCCUGGCACAGUGCGUGGAGGUGACGCCCUACCUCUUGGUGCUGGAGUUCUGCCCGCUGGGGGACCUCAAGGGCUACCUGCGGAGCUGCCGGGCGACAGAGGUCAUGGCGCCCGACCCGCUGACCCUGCAGCGCAUGGCGUGUGAGGUGGCCUGUGGUGUCCUCCACCUGCAUCGCAACAGCUACGUGCACAGCGACCUGGCCCUGCGGAGCUGCCUGCUCACAGCUGCCAUGUCGGUGAAGAUCGGCGACUACGGCCUGUCUCACUGCAAGUACAGGGAGGACUACUUUGUGACUGCGGACCAGCUCUGGGUGCCGCUGCGCUGGAUUGCGCCCGAGCUGGUGGAUGAGGUGCACGGCAACCUGCUCGUGGUGGACCAGACGAAGGCCAGCAACGUGUGGUCCCUGGGCGUGACCAUCUGGGAGCUGUUCGAGUUGGGUGUGCAGCCCUAUCCCCAGCACUCGGACCGGCAGGUGCUGGCCUAUGCUGUCCGCGAGCAGCAGCUCAAGCUGCCGAAGCCCCAGCUGCCCCUGGCCCUGUCUGACCGCUGGUACGAGGUGAUGCAGUUCUGCUGGCUGCAGCCUGAGCAGCGGCCCACGGCGGAGGAGGUGCACCUGCUGCUGUCCUACCUGUGCGCCAAGGGCUCCACGGAGGCGGAGGAGGAGUUUGAGCAGCGCUGGCGCUCACUGUGGCCAGGCGGCGGCGGCAGCUGCUCGGACCCGGGCCCGGGCACCGCAGGCCCUGCGCUGGGUGCGGCCGAGCUCCCCAACGCCUCAUCCUUCCCGCUGCUGGAGCAGUUCGCCGGCGACGGCUUCCACGUGGAUGGAGACGACGUGCUCACGGUGACCGAGACCAGCCGAGGUCUCAACUUCGAGUACAAAUGGGAGGUGGGCCGCGGGGAGGCACUCUCACCGCCCGCCGCCCCGCGCAGCCCGGGCCGGGCCGGGCGCCCGAAGCAGCUGCGCGCCCUGGAGGACGGGGCGCCGCCCGGCGUGGUGCCGGUGCUCAGCGCGCACAGCCCGUCCCUGGGCAGCGAGUACUUCAUCCGCCUGGAGGAGGCCGCCGCGGCCGCGGGCCACGACCCGGACUGCGCAGGCUGCGCCCCCCGCCCCCCCGGCGCUGCCGACCCCGAUGACGAUUCUGACGGCAGCACGGCGGCCUCGCUGGCCAUGGAGCCCCUGCUGGGCCGCGUGCUGCCCACGGACGGCCCGUGGGGCGGCCGUGACCACCACCUGCGCAGGGGCUGCGCCCAGAGCCCACCCUGCCACGCUCGCUCACCCUCGCCCACAGCCCCGAUGCUGGCAGACACCGGAGAGGAUGAUGCGGACUGGGGUGUGGCCUUCUGCCCGCCCUUCGAGGACCCACUGGGCACCUCUCCCAUGGGGAGCCCGGGGGCCCCGCCGUUCCAGGACGAGGAGGAGCCAGGGGAGGCUGAGGCUCGGAGGGCCACCCAGCGUGGACACUGGAGCUCCAACAUGUCGUCCAACAACAACAGUGGGAGCCGCGACCCGGAGUCCUGGGACCCGGGCUACGCGGGUAGUUUCACAGGCAGCUUCGCGGAUGACCACCUCAGCCCCACCCAGACCCCACCGGCCUCCCCAGAGGCCGGCCAGCCCCCGGAACAGGAGGACCCGGGAGGGUCUCUGCCUAGGCCACAUGCAGCCUGGCCUGGCCGGGAGCCAGGCCGCUGCCUCGGCCUUCCCUCCCUGCUCCCCACCCCGGCCGUGGCCCCCGCCUCGCUCCCCUGGACAGAGGAGGCCGUGGGUGGGGGGCACAACCCCCAAGGGGAGCCCGUGCUUGCCCGCGAGGCCGAGGGCAUCCCAGGGCCCCAGCUGCCCCUUCCUUCUGUCCCCUCCCCCUCCCGCGAGGGAGCCCCGCUGCCCGCGGAAGAGGCCAGCGCUCCCCACGUCCUUCCCGCCUCACCCACGCCCGCGGGCGGAGUGGCGACCGCCCCCGGUGCCCGCAGCCGCGCUCCCGAGCCGGCGGUGCCCGGCAGGGAGGAGGAGGGCAGCAUGGGGGCCGCCUCGGGCGUCUUUAUCGACCUGUCCGGGGAGGGCCCCCCAGCCGGGAAGCCAGACGCCGCGCCGGCCCCGCUGUGCGCGCGGCAGAAGCCAGCGGGGACUCCUGACUCCCUGGACUCGCUGGACACCCCGUUGGCAGCUAGCGACGGUGGCUGUGAGGUCCUGAGCCCGUCGGCCGCCGCCCCCGCCGCCGGGCAGCCCCGCGCGCUGGACAGCGGCUACGACACGGAGAACUACGAGUCCCCUGAGUUUGUGCUCAAGGAUGCCCAUGACACAAAUGAGGAGCCAGCCUCUGGGGGCGAGAGCCCGGGGCCUGAGACCCGGCUCCCCACCGCCCCGGGCGGCCUGGGUGAGAAGAACCCCUAUCGAGACUCGGCCUACUUCUCCGAUCUGGACGCCGAGCCGGAGGCCCCCCUGGACUCUGAGAAAUGCAGCGAGGCCCGGCUGUCCCCACUGGAGCUGGGCCUGAAGAGCCCGGCGCAGGCCGCCCCGGCUCCCACUGGGCCUGGAGGGCCAGGGGCGGCGCCAGGCUCUGGCCUGGAGGAGGCGCUGUCCCCCGGCAGCUCCAGGUCAGGGCCUCCUGGGGACCAAACGCCAGUCGAGGUGCGGCCUGUGCCCAGCCCAGGCCGCUCCGAGUUUUUCCUGCUGACCCCCGUUCUGCUGAACGCGGGUGGCGAUGGCACUGCGCCCCAGGGGCACGCCCCACUGGGCUCCCUCAGACCCCCGCUCUGCCUGGCUCUCCCCGGACGCCCGAGGGCCUCGGAGGGCCCGCCGGAGGAGGAGGAGGAGGACAGCGAGGACAGUGACGCGUCGGACGAGGAGCUCCGCUGCUACAGCAUCCAGGAGCCGAGCGAGGACAGCGAGGAGGAGGCGCCGGCCGUCCCGGUGGUGGUGGCCGAGAGCGAGAGCGUGCGCAACCUGCGCAGCCUGCUCAAGACGCCCGGCCUGCUGCCCGAGAGCCUCUGUGAGGACCUGGAGCGCAGGAAGAAGGCCGUGUCCUUCUUCGACGAUGUCACGGUCUACCUCUUCGACCAGGAGAGCCCCACCCGUGAGCUCGGGGAGCCCUUCCCGGGCGCCAAGGAGUCGCCCCCCGCGCUCCCCGCGGGUGCUCCCGGCCGCACGCGCCCCGACGCCCCGGUGGAAGAGGGCGGGCUCGAGUGGGACGACCAUUUCCGGCUGGCCAAGUCGCUGGGCACGGCCACGCCCCCCGCGCCGGCCACGCCCCCCGCGCCGGCCACGCCCCUCUCGCGCUUCACCGUGUCGCCCGCACCCGCGUCCCGCUUCUCCAUCACGCACGUGUCCGACUCGGAGGCCCAGUCCGUGGGAGGCAGCAACGAGGACGGUGACCGGGAAUGAGUGGGAACCACAGUAACCCAGUGGUAGCAGGUCCCAGGGCCACGGUGUACCCACAGCGUGCUGGAGCAGCAGGUGGACGAAAGGCCCGACUCUGGCACUGGACAGCAGACUGGCCGUGCAGCCACUCCCAGCUGCCCGGGGACAGAAUGUGACCAGGACACUGGAGUUGUCUAACAGCCCGACGAGGCCCGUAGCCUGGGGGCCGUGGGUGUCUGUACACACACAU
Molecule: messenger RNA, 4176 nt
Organism: Dipodomys spectabilis (banner-tailed kangaroo rat)
Lineage: Eukaryota; Metazoa; Chordata; Mammalia; Rodentia; Heteromyidae
Gene: Lmtk1
Product: apoptosis associated tyrosine kinase
Biological process (GO): peptidyl-tyrosine autophosphorylation; brain development
Molecular function (GO): ATP binding; protein tyrosine kinase activity
Source: RefSeq, a predicted model, not a curated record